AUGCUCCUCAACCUCAGGAUCCUGCUCAACGAGCAGCACUUCUGCGGCCGCUUCAGCCAUGCACGCUCAAAGGUGGAGGAACUCCUCAACUCCAUCCCCAAAAAUGGCGGCGCCGGCAGCAGCGGCGGGGUGUGGCUCGCGGGGCACUCGCUUGGCGCGUCGAUAGCGUUGGAUGUGGGGCGCCAUAUCAUGACCGAGGAUGAGCUGAAACUCCCGACCUUCCUAUUCAACCCGCCACAGGUGUCGCUGGCUAGCCUGGCUCCGGCGAUCAACAAGCUGCCCAUCGCAGAGGUGGCGAAAAAGGGCGUGCACGCCUCGAGCUCCGCCGUGAAGCACGUGCUGGGGAAGACAGUUCUGAGGCCCCACAGGAGGAACAUGGAGGAGAAGUUUGAGCGGCUGUCGCCGUGGGUGCCGAAUCUGUACGUGCACCCGCGGGACGUCAUCUGCAGCGGCUUCAUCGACUACUUCGAGCAGCGGGAGCGCCACCCCCGCUUGGCCGCAUCGGCUGCCGUAAUGUCGUACCGGGAUAUGUGCCGCUCUGCUAUCGGCAAGCAGAAUGAUCGCCCGCAUCUCCUACCAUCCGCGGUACUGUGGAAGAACCAGAGCUCUCAAGGCAACCCACACGAGCUCCGGCAGUGGUGGCAGCCCCAAGGCCCGGAAUUGGAGUUGACCAGCCAGUUAUACAAGUGCUCUUGA
Messenger RNA from Miscanthus lutarioriparius, 696 nucleotides. The record is from the annotation of a GenBank genome assembly. NCBI's taxonomy places the organism in Eukaryota, Viridiplantae, Streptophyta, Magnoliopsida, Poales, Poaceae.